Drosophila kikkawai is the source of this 4061-nucleotide messenger RNA. It is a transcript of the gene Mat89Ba, whose product is annotated as nucleolar protein 6 Mat89Ba. The record is from RefSeq and is a predicted model, not a curated record. Gene Ontology annotation, cellular component: UTP-C complex; small-subunit processome; CURI complex. Gene Ontology annotation, biological process: rRNA processing; tRNA export from nucleus. Lineage: Eukaryota; Metazoa; Arthropoda; Insecta; Diptera; Drosophilidae.
ACGCAAAACCUCAUAAAUAAGAAUGGAAGUUUGCCACUUUUAACUUUGCAAAAUAGUUUAUUAUAUUAUGUGCUAGUUUAUGAACAAAUUUAAUAAAUUUAGUCAGGAUCUCGAUCGGAAUUACGUUUGAUUUUUACAGUUUGUUGUCGCGACUGACCUCAAAAUUUGGGCCUAAAAAAUGAUACUGCAUGCAACUAGGGUGACCAUCACCCGAACAGAGGCAAUAAAAUACCGCAGAUCAAAUACCGCAAAUUGCAACACGUGCGAGUUUCGCUCUCUCUUUCCAAAUAAUAAAUAAUUUAUUAUUCGAUUUCUGCGGUAAAAUAUACAAUGUUAAAGGUUAAAAGGAACCCAGGGAAGGCGCCGCGGACAGCGAAAUCAAAACCAAAAUCCGCUAGAUCGGACUCGGUUCUGGAUCUGAAUUCCGCUGGCGAGGAUCACAGUGACCAUGAGCAGCCCACCGCCAGCAGUGACGAUGGCUUCGAGGAGCCCACGCUCUCCAAAAAGACUCCACUGCCAGCAGCGACCAACAUCUCCAACCCAGCGAAGAAGAACAAGUUCAGGCAGAAUGAUCCGUCCAAAAAUGUUAAGCCGCCGACGCUAGAGGAGAUGAAGGAGCUGCGCGAUACCCGCAAUCUGUUCCACUCCAAUCUCUUCAAGCUCCAGGUCAAGGAAAUGCUGGAGGAGCUACAGCUAAAAUCCAAGUACACGGACUUCAUUGAGAGCUGGCUGGAGUCCUUCACGGCCUUCACCCGCCAGCUGAAAGACGGGCUGAUGGAGCGAUCGGAAUUGGAGGUGCCCCUGAGUCUGCCCCAGAAGGCGUCGGGCUUUAUUUUCUCCAAACCCACCAGGGAACCCUUCCUAAUAGGUGCCGCCUCCACUGGCACGCUGCUGGGCCCCAAGAUUGUGGUGGACGUGGCCCUGGAAAUGCCGAAGGAGAACCUUCAUAAAGAGGACUAUCUUAACUUGCGCUACGACCAAAAGCGGGCUUUGUACCUCACCUAUGUGACGGAGAGGAUGCGGGAGUCUUCGGAAUACAGCCAGGAUCGAUUUGCCUUCAACUACCAUGCCAACAAUCCACUCAAGCCCGUUCUGGAGCUAACGCCGGUGGCUAAGCAAGUGACAAAGCAUCUCCAGAUUCGCCUCUUCAUCACUGCCCCGCUAAGCAGCUUCAAGCCGGGCCGGUUUGUGCCCUGGAACAACAACAUACGCCCCGCGUUCUACGGCGACGAAUGGGACGAAGGCGAGGAGCCGCUGCCCUCCACACAGCACUACAAUGCCAACGUCCUGUUUGAUCUGACGCUGGCCGAGAAUCAGGCUCACCUCGAUAAGGCCUUCAAGGGCAGACGCAACUUUCAGGACGGCCUUCUGCUGCUUAAAGUCUGGCUGCGUCAGCGGGAGCUAGACGUUGGUUACAGCGGCUUUGGCUCCCACAUCCUGGCCGCCUUUAUUGUCUACCUCAGCCAGCAGAGGAUCCUGCAUCAGUCGAGCAGCAGCUACCAGGUGGCGCGCACCGUAUGGAACCAGCUAGCUAACACGGACUGGACAAGCGGCGGCAUUAGUCUGGCGCCCGCUUCAGUUCAAAAGGAGGAUGCGAGCAAGAAGUCGGCCAGCUUCUAUGAUGUCUGCUUCAUGGACAUCACUGGCCAGUACAAUCUGUGCUCCAAUUUACCGUUAUCGCUCUAUCAGAGAGUCCGAGCGGAGGCCAAACUGGCGGUGGAUUUGCUCAACGACAUGAAGCUCAACAGUUUUCCGCACAUCUUCAUGCAAAAGUGUCCGCUCUACAGCCGAGUGGACAAUAUCCUCAAGAUCACCAACUAUUCGUGUAUCAAUCAGAUGCUCAUGCUGCACUCCCAACCCAGAUUCAAGUACGAUUAUGCCAAAUAUGGACAUCCGCAGCUUUUCCAACUGCUGACAGAGCUCCUUCAAAAGGGACUGGGUGAGCGUGUCCAGGCCAUUCUACCUUUGGAAACGGCAACAACUGCUUGGUCUGUGGACGACAAAGCUCCCGUGAUUGGCAAGCACAUUCAACUCGGAUUGAUACUCAAUCCUGAGCAUGCUUACGAGGUCUUGAACAAGGGUCCAGCUGCCAACGAGGAUCCCGAGGGAGCCGCCGAGUUUCGACGGUUUUGGGGCGAUAAAUCAAAUCUGCGACGUUUUCAGGACGGCAGCAUCACCGAGGCCGUGGUCUGGGGCACUGCGCAGGAUUCACCUUCCAAGAAACGGCUGAUUGUACGCCAGAUUGUCCUGCAUCUGCUGGAGCACCAUUUGCAGGUGGAGGGCAAGGAUGUGCAGUAUAUUGCCGCCGAGCUGGAUCAGGUCUAUCAGCUGUCUCCUUGGUAUAAGAUCAAAAAGCUUAAGACAAAGCUACCUCUGGUCCAGGACACGGACGCAGAGGCAGUGAGUCCGCACGUGAUACGCUGCUACGAUGAGUUGGCCCGGCAACUCCAUGGCCUGGACGAUCUGCCUCUGGACAUAGUCUCCAUAUCGGGCAUCUCACCCGUCUUCCGUUACUGUGAGCCGGAGCCCGUUCUGCCACAGGCUCGCCUUGUUGAUGGUCGCAUCCUUGCCAGCCAUGUACAGCGGGUGGUCAUUCAGCUGGGCCAGAGCGGCAAGUGGCCCAACGAACUGGCCGCCUUGCGUGCCUUAAAGAUGGCCUUCCUCAUCGAGAUCGGCGAGAAGCUGGAGGCGCAAUGCCUGCUUAAAUGGGCCAUCACCGCCAAAGGUCUCCUGGUGCUCAAACAGGGAUUCUGUUUCCUAAUUGAACUGGCCCACAGUAAGGAGUUGGCUCUGCUCAAGCAAGAGGUUACCGAAAAAGGCGUUACAACGUAUGUGGACAAUCCGGCCAGCCGACACUUGGAGCGUCAGCAGUACAUUCUGCCUAAGGUAACGGGCUCACUGCAUUCGCUUCAUCAAACGCACUCUGCCUUCGGUCCCACGGUGCUCCUGGCAAAGCGAUGGCUAGCCACCCAACUGCUGGACGAUGGGUUGUGGCCAGCAAUGGCCACCGAACUGUUGGUGGCGCAUCUCUUUCAGCAGCGUCACGCACCGCAGGCCAUAGUGGCGCCCCAAACAGGCUUUAUUCGAUUCCUGCAGCUGUUGGCGCACAGCGACUGGAACGGAGACCUCUUCCUGCUCAACUUUAACAACAGCUGGCAAGAACAACAAAUUGCGGAUCUGGAGCACAGCUAUCGGAGCGACCGUCAGAGUUAUCCUCCUCUGGUGGUGGCCACCUCCUACGACCAACAGCAUGUCGGUCGCCUGUGGACAUCGGAUGAGGCACCCAGUCAGCGAGUUUUGGGCCAUGUGACGCGACUUGCCCGACAUGCCCUCGAGAUCGUUGAGACGAGUUUGAUGUCAAAGGAUCUACGGUUCGUGCGUCCUGCCCAAUUGUUCCGAGCCUCCAACGAGGGCUACGAUUUGGUCAUACAACUCAAGCCGGAUCUGGUGCGCAAUAGCUUGUGCUAUGACCUGGGCUCACCAUUCGUGUCCUUUGGCCAGCCCAAUUUCGAGUUGCCUCGAGCGGGAGCAGAGAAUCGCGUGGCGGACAUUGUGAACCAGCUGAGGUCAGCUUACUCAGACUUUGCGGCCUUCUUUUACAAUCCCCAUGGCGGCAAGGAGCUGGCCAUAGUGUGGCGACCGCCUACUGAAUUCGCUCCCAAGCCAUUCAAGGUCACCGAAAUGCAAGGUUGCACACCGUGCGGCAAUGGUAAGGUCCAAGUGCUAAAGGAAACCCUGUUGGAGGACUUUAAACUGUUGCUAAAGGACUUUUACCUGCGCAUUUCCACUCCGGAGGAGUUGAAACGAGAGCAGCGUGAGCACCAGCAGCCCAGGCGGUACUUUAAUCACCCAGAGUCAUCGGGUGCUCCCCCCAACAAGCGGAAGGUGCAGAGUGAAAGCGACGAUGCCAAGCUGGAGAAACCCGUUAAAAAGAAGAAACAGCUCAUCAGAAAUUCCUCGGUUAGGAAGACUUCGAGUUAGUUUUAGGCAGGCAUAGAAAAGUAAUAGCUUUAUUUUUUAAGUUUUACAAAUAUAUUAAAGCUUAAUGAGUAUAAACUAAA